Messenger RNA from Fukomys damarensis (Damara mole-rat), 2967 nucleotides. It is a transcript of the gene Slc19a2, whose product is annotated as solute carrier family 19 member 2. The coding region runs from base 12 to 1319 and encodes 435 amino acids. The record is from RefSeq and is a predicted model, not a curated record. Lineage: Eukaryota; Metazoa; Chordata; Mammalia; Rodentia; Bathyergidae. Gene Ontology annotation, biological process: vitamin transport; transmembrane transport. The transcript has 6 exons. Gene Ontology annotation, cellular component: plasma membrane. Gene Ontology annotation, molecular function: vitamin transmembrane transporter activity.
GCACCGCCCGCAUGCCGCGCGAGUGCUGGUUCCUGCCCACCGCGCUGCUGUGCGCCUACGGCUUCUUCGCCAGCCUGCGGCCGUCCGAGCCCUUCCUGACGCCCUACCUGCUGGGGCCGAGAAAGAACCUGACCGAGCGGCAGGUUUUCAAUGAAAUUUAUCCAGUAUGGACUUACUCUUACCUGGUGCUGCUGUUUCCUGUGUUCCUCGCCACAGACUACCUCCGUUAUAAACCUGUUGUUCUGCUGCAGGGACUCAGCCUUAUUGUUACGUGGUUCAUGCUGCUCUACGCCCAGGGACUGCUGGCCAUUCAGUUCCUGGAAUUCUUCUAUGGCAUCGCCACAGCCACUGAAAUUGCCUAUUAUUCUUACAUCUACAGCGUCGUAGACCUGGGCAUGUACCAGAAGGUCACAAGUUACUGUCGAAGCGCCACAUUAGUGGGCUUCACAGUGGGCUCUGUCCUAGGACAAAUCCUUGUCUCGGUGGCAGGAUGGUCCCUGUUCAGCCUGAAUGUCGUCUCUCUCACCUGUGUUUCUGUGGCUUUUGCUGUGGCCUGGUUUCUGCCUAUGCCACAGAAGAGCCUCUUCUUUCACCACGUUCCUUCACCCUGCCAGGGAGUAAAUGGCAUCAAGGAACCCAAGCCAGACCGUCUCCUUGGGUUGAAGGUGCUGUGGAAUGACUUCCUGAUAUGCUACUCCUCCCGUCCCCUGCUCUGCUGGUCCGUGUGGUGGGCCCUUUCCACCUGCGGCUAUUUCCAAGUCAUCAACUACAUCCAGGGCCUUUGGGAGACGGUGAUGCCUUCUCGCCAUGCUGCUGUCUACAAUGGUGGGGUGGAGGCCGUUUCGACCUUACUGGGUGCUAUCGCUGUGUUUGCGAUUGGUUACGUAAAAAUAUCCUGGUCAACUUGGGGAGAGACAACGUUAUCCCUGUGCUCUCUCCUGAUUGCUGCUGCGGUGUAUGUCAUGGACACUGUGGGUAACAUUUGGGCGUGCUAUACAUCCUAUGUCAUCUUCAGAAUCAUCUACAUGUUACUCAUCACAAUAGCAACGUUUCAGAUUGCUGCAAACCUCAGCAUGGAACGCUAUGCCCUGGUGUUUGGUGUAAAUACCUUCAUUGCCCUGGCACUGCAGACUGUGCUCACUCUGAUUGUAGUGGAUGCCAGUGGCCUUGGUUUAGAUAUCACCACUCAAUUCCUGAUCUACGCCAGUUAUUUUGCACUCAUUGCUAUGAUUUUCCUGAUUGGUGGUGUGGUCAGUGUUGUGAAGAAAUAUAGGAAGAAGGAAGAUCCAGAGUCAAGUUCUCAAGCAACUACUUCAUAAGACCCUGAAGAGCUGCUUCUUAGAGAAAAAAACUCUGCACAGCAACUGCCUGGAUGUAUUUAAUAUUUUUAAGGUUCAGACAAAUAUUUAUGAAUGUGCAUUUCAUGGCUUCAAAGCAGCUGCUCAACGAAUCCCUUGCAUUCCUGGGGUAUCAUGAUACUCUCUGAGACAUGCCAGAAGUGAAGUUUCUUUCAUGGAUUAUUUAUGAGAGCUAAUUCAAGGAUGACUUGUUUCAGAUUCACUAGUGAACUUGAUUUUGAAAGCCAAGCAAAAUGUACCAAUAAACUCAAUUAAAAAAAAAAAAAAGAAAAGAAAACCAAGUAAUCAUGAGCAAUCAAGCAGCACACAGUGUGGUAUACCUGAUGAAUGAGCGAGUUUGAUGUUUUGUAGGUCACAUGUGUCUAUAUCCACUUGGCCAGACUCUUGGCCUGGUGGGACCAGGGCUUCACAGAGGCUGUAGAAAUAUGAUAGAAAUAUGCUCUAUCAGCACCUGCAUCUGUUGACCUUCAUCCUGAUUUCUGUGUUACUCAUGCAUUUGUUUCUACAGAUGAAUGCUGUUCCUGUGACUGACAGUAUUUGCUGUGAUCUAAUGUCUGUUCUAUAAGGAGUAUGUGUCAUUUCUAAUUUUAAGUUAUUUUUAGAAAAUUUGUUGUAUGAAUGUUCUUGGUCCCCAUCUUUACCAUUAUGUAUUGUGUAAACUUUCUGUAGAAGUACAUUUUUGCAUAAUUCAUAUGCUUCCCAGAGAAGCUCACUUAGUAAGAAAAGAAGGCACAUUUUAAAGCCUGCUUAUAAUCCAAAUGAAGAGACCUAACCAGAAAACUUAGGUUUGCUUGUCUAUAAUACUUCGGUAUGAAGGACUGUUACUUCUAUGAAAAAUCAUACAUGGGCUACAGAUACAACUAUCCCAUUUUGUAUUUGUAUUCCCUUUUAUUUCCAAAAUGAAAUGAAAAUGCCUUUUUCUUUAAAAUAAUCUCAUUCCCAUUUGUAGCUUUUAUAUUAUUUUAAUUUUCUUAUUCAAGAUAAAGAUGUGAGUAGGAGUUGGAUUAUUCCAAAGCCUUUUUCAUAAACUGAGCCUCUUUCUAAUUAUUUCAGUGGGGUCUCUGAUUCCUCUAAUUUUGAAUCUUAAAUCUGCUCUUGUUUCUAAGGAUGGAUCAUCUUGAAUAUUUGCUUAAUUAAAAGUUGCUGGCACGGGCCAGGGAUUUAGCUCAAUGGUUCUGCCACCUACCUGGUGAGCUCAAGGACCUGAGUUCAAUCACCAGUACAAAAAACAAGUUGCUAGCAAAUCCAUUUCCACAUUAACUUGAAAAAAAUACUGUUCUAUAUGCAUUUAUUCUGCGAUCAGUCUACCAAGGGAUUGCUAAUAUUUGUGAGACGUGAAAACUAUUUCAGAGCCAACUUUGUGGCCUUAUUGUAAAAAGUAUGUAGGUAGGUGCUUUUAACUGGGGUGUUGACUUUUUUUAGAAUGACACCUAAACAAUGGUAAUAAUAGUGUCAAGAUUGCAAAUUGACAUAUUCAUUUGGUUUAAUCAGGGAUCCUAGAAGCAAAAUAGGUGAUAAUAAGACUAGGUCAUUCCCAUUCAUUUUCCUUAAUAGUUAAGGGAAAGGAAGGGAACACUAGCUGAGGAAAGGAAGAAGUAUGUCAUAAAAA